GCCGGGCCGCUGAUGGCGCGGGACGCGCAGGGCGCUGGGCGCGGGUGCAGCCCGCCCGGGCCUGGGCGCCGCAGCUCUUGGAAGCGGGAGGCACGGUCCAUCGGGGCGGGUUACGCUUCAGUUCUUCGGGGCUCUCAGCCGUUGCGCGGAAUCCGGAAGUUGGGCAAAGGCCGCGGUUGCUGUCUGUGGUCGCAGACACAGAGCUGAAAGUGACGUUCUGAAGCCACCUUGAGCGGAGCCUCGACAGGGCCGACGUCAGGCCGAACAGGCAUUACAGUAUUUCUGUUUGCUCCUCUGAUAUUUAAAUAAUUUCUAGAAAUACCGUACAUUUUGAAAGGAAAAGUAACAAAUAUCAGCAGGUGGACUUUAUUACAUGCUUUUCCGCAUCUAUCAAGAUGAUCGUAUGGAUAGUCUCCUUUAAUCUGUUUAUGAGACCAGUUACAUCGGUAGAUUUUUGUUUUAUUAAAAAUUUCAUAAAUAAUAACAGAAUAACCACAGUUAUUACACUGUGUAUUGUUAUCUUCAAACUGGUUGCUCAGGGUAUAAGACAAACCCAAAAGCUUCCAACUAAAAAGAAGUCAGAGCGCCUGCCUGGCUAGCGCGAAGUUCCGAGUUCGAUUCCCAGUAAAAAAAAA
Chinchilla lanigera (long-tailed chinchilla) is the source of this 635-nucleotide messenger RNA. Its product is annotated as basic proline-rich protein-like. The record is from RefSeq and is a predicted model, not a curated record. NCBI's taxonomy places the organism in Eukaryota, Metazoa, Chordata, Mammalia, Rodentia, Chinchillidae.